Wasmannia auropunctata (little fire ant) is the source of this 1164-nucleotide messenger RNA. Its product is annotated as cytochrome P450 6a2-like. NCBI's taxonomy places the organism in Eukaryota, Metazoa, Arthropoda, Insecta, Hymenoptera, Formicidae. Gene Ontology annotation, molecular function: iron ion binding; oxidoreductase activity, acting on paired donors, with incorporation or reduction of molecular oxygen; monooxygenase activity. The record is from RefSeq and is a predicted model, not a curated record. The annotation marks the transcript as partial. The transcript has a single exon.
AUGCGAAAUUACAAGUUCUGGCAAAAACGUGGAGUGCCGUGCCUGGAUGGGGCCCUACCGGGAUUCGGUCACAUGUUGUCGGUGAUCUCCAUGAAGACGUAUUUCUCCGAUUUCUGUUCCAAGAUCUAUAAUGAUCACAAGGGUCGUAGCAUGGUCGGCAUCUACGACUUCACGUCGCCGUCGUUGAUGAUCCUCGAGCCGGAGCUGGUGAAAACGGUGCUGCAAACUAAUUAUUCGAAUUUCUCCGAGAACACCUUCGAAAUCGAUCCCAAAGUGGACCCGCUCGUGUCACAUAAUCCUUUCUUCCUUGCCGGUGAGAAAUGGUUAGCCAACAGAAAGCGCUUGACUUACGCGUUUUCUAGCAUGCGUUUGAAGCUCCUGCUCAAAAAUGUUAAAAAGGUGUGUGCGUCGUACGAGAAUUACAUAAACGAAAAGCUGAAGAACAAACAAACGGAGUUUGAGCUGAAGACCUUGUUCGCCAGGUACGCCGCGCAGGUAGUUGCCGCUGCUGGUUUCGGCGUGGAUGGAUAUUGCUUUGAUGACGAUAAAAAGGAUAUAUCUUUUCGAAGACUCGGAAAAGCCGUUUUCGAACCGACGAAACGACAUAAAAUUGUGAUGGCUUUAACGUUUUUCAUUCCGUCGCUAAACAAAAUUUUCAAAGUAAGCUUCAUCCCGAAGCAUGUCGACCAUUUCUUCAGGAACCUAGUUGCGGAUCUCAUGGAGCAAAGGAGGAAGGACGGAAUACCUACGAAUGAUUUUCUCUAUUUUAUGACUGAACUGGAGCGAGCGGAGGGCACUAAAUUCGACACCGAAUAUCUCACGGGGCAGGCGAUGUCGUUCGUUCUGGACGGCUAUGAGACCUCCAGCAGUAUUAUGAGCUACGCCGGAUUCUAUUUGGCCAAAAAUCCAGAAAUACAGGAGAAAUUGCGCGAGGAGGUGAUAUCCGUACUCAACAAAUAUGACGGUGAACUGACUUACGAAAAUUUGAGAGAAAUGACGUUUAUGGACCAGGUAUUCAAUGAGACAAUGAGAUUGAUACCCGCACAAGUAGUCAUGAAGAAACGAUGCACGGAAGAGAUCGAACUGAAAGGAUCCGAUGGAAUUAAUUGUCGCGUGCAACCCGGAAUGAAAAUCCUGAUACCGGUUCAAGCUCUGCACAAAGAU